CAAAGUGAUUUCACAGCGAUUGUUUUAUAGAGAUAUUCAGCGAUAUUCCAUCUGAUUUUUGGCGUUUGGAGAAAACAUCUUCCUUUGACGUCAGCUGAUCUCUCUUUAUAACCCAACAGCUCUUUUAAGAGCUAAAAACUUGGACGCAAUGCUAUUCUGCGCCCCCUGGAGGAAGGUAAAGCAACUGCUACUAUUUUAUCUGAAUUUAGGGUUUUACUGUAUAGAGAACAGAUACAGAUAAAGUAUAGAAUGUAAUAGACUCUUUCUCUUCUCUUUCAGCCACAGGCGGAACCCAGUACCCUCUCUGAGAUUUAUAAGGUGAGUAGAAAGGAGGGUAAAACACUUGCCGCUACUGCCGGAAGUGAGACAUGUUUUGUAACCUGGGGAAUAUUAUGUUAUCAAUAAAAUCCUUCUUUUUUCUAUUUUAUUUUCCAGCCUCCUAAUGGUCGGCUGACCAAGGAUGUGCUUCUUGGAGGGGGCGGCACCGGAGACGUCUACAAGGGUCGUCACCAUCGUAGAGGAGUGGUAGCGGUGAAGAUCGCCAACAUCAGCCGAGAUGAAGAGUCAGUCUGCAGGGAGCUGAAGUUUCUCCAGCAGUUCGGCGGCCACAAGAACAUCGCCUCUUUCUAUGGAGCCUACUACAGGACUCCACUCACGGAGUGCUCAUCGGAGCUCUUGGAAAUUGUUCUUGAAUACUGUGGUGGCGGUUCUCUCCACAACCUCAUCAGCAAGACCAAUGGCCAAUCCCUGAAGGAGACCUGGAUUGGCUAUGUCUGCAAGGAGGUUUUAAAGGGGCUGCACCACAUUCACAAGAACCGGGCCGUUCAUAGAGACAUCAAGAGCCUGAACAUCAUGCUCACAGAGACGGCCAAAGUCAAGAUCAUCGACUUUGGAAACAGCUGGGACCUGGACCCACAGACUGGAUUGUGCCAUGAAGCAGACGGGACUGCACACUGGAUGGCACCCGAGGCCAUAAGGCAGAAGGGCCAGCGCCUGGCAUACGACACCAAAUGUGACAUCUGGUCGCUCGGGAUAACCGCCAUCGAAAUGGCCGAGGGAAAACCACCUUACGCAGAUCAAUACCCGGUGGAACACCUGAUAAGAGAAGCUCAACCACCGAAGCUUCAAUCAAACAGAUGGUCACAACAUUUUGUGUCCUUCUUGGAGUGGUGUCUGAAGAAGGAUCCUUCAGCGAGAGGGAGUGCUGAAGAACUCCUGCAGCACCCAUUCAUCAGCCAACUGCCACCUAAGAAAAUCGUCAGGGCUGAGUUGGAAGAACAUCUCCUGACCCUGCACAACUGGCCGGCCAAGAAAGGACUGAAGGGAGUAGUUCUCUGGACCCUGAGACAGCUGCGAUGUGCUUGCACACAGACAUCGGCAGAACAAGAAGCAGCUCUGCAAAUGGCCUUGGAGGGCUUCUCCUGUUAUUAAUCUUGUGGCCAAUAACAUCAACAGCCCAGAAUGAGUUUCCUUAAUCACAGCAGAGGAAAAAGAAACAUCCAUAAGAUCAAGUGGCGUCUGCAGCUCCACAAACAUCAUCUCCUUUCAAGCUGAUGCAGCUCAGCAAGUGGUAUCUUCAAGAUUCCUGCAACUACACCAGCAGGAACUUUAUCUCCUUCUUUAGCUCCAUGAACAUAUUCUUUUAAGAGUACCCCAUCUCCACCAGUAGUGUCUUUGCUUCAGUUUAGUUUGCUCCACCCAAUCACAUCUACACCUCACUUUCCAACUGCCAUAGUUCCAUCCAUCUUCCUUUUUUUGCAGACUACCAUAACUCCAACAUCUUGCCUUAAGCAUCUACAUUUCACAGAACCAUAGCUCCGACAUUCACAUCCACCUCUACAGCUCCACUAGCAGCAUUCACAUUUUCAAACACCAUAGCUCCACUAUUAGGACCUUAGUUUUCAUUAGUAUCCAAUUACCACAUCUCUACCCAAGGACUUUUCAUUUAACUUUAGCUCCACCACCAGCCCUUAUCCCAUAUUUUACCUCUACCCGCAAGCUCUGUCCUUGUGCUAACACACCUCCACCAAUAUCUUUUUUUAUUUACAUAUCAUCAAGAGUUUCUCCUCUUUAAAAUAUCUUUUAAUCCUUGCCCUUCUUCCUGCACCUCCAUUGGUUCUUCCAUUCCACCAAUACCAAGAUAUUUAGUCACAACCACACACCACACACUAAAAUGAUGCCCCCUACACAGAGGCUUCUCUUCUCCACCUUUUCUUUUGCCUCCCCCCCUGCAAUCUCCUAACACCAAUUCCUCUAUGGUUUCUCCUGUUCAAAUUCUUUCCUUUAUAAAUUCUAUCCUUUCAAGCCUUCCACUCAACAACCAGUCACAUCUCCUACUCUAAACCCUGACAUAAACUCUUAGUACUGAUACUAAAAUAAACUCAUAGUAAAAGUUGAUCCAGGGACUUGUCCGAUUGCCCUUUGGGAGUCAGGAAGGAAUUUUUCCUCCUCUGAGGCAAAUUGGCUCUGGCUUCAGAUGGGGUUUUUGCCUUCCUCUGGAUCAACUACUAAAUAGGAAGAUCCCAUUUACACUAAAACUUGACCCUAAUGGAUGUGAGUCCUUCCCAACUUAAAUUAGUAUGAAUUAAUCUAAAAUGCAUAAAUAUAACAUACAAUUUAUAAAUAAAUAUGUUAAUACAUA
Xenopus laevis (African clawed frog) is the source of this 2641-nucleotide messenger RNA. Its product is annotated as mitogen-activated protein kinase kinase kinase kinase 4-like. The record is from RefSeq and is a predicted model, not a curated record. The transcript has 11 exons. Bases 853 to 1431 code for a protein of 192 amino acids. NCBI's taxonomy places the organism in Eukaryota, Metazoa, Chordata, Amphibia, Anura, Pipidae.